AUGCCCACCGAAACCCCCUCCCCGCACCGCUUCCUAGCUCCUCGUGCGACCGCCGCGCAACAGCCAAGGCAAAAACUACAAUCAGGACUGCGCAACGUCUUGGCUGUCCAGACGCCAAAACCUGCGCUUCGAACGCUGCAAGCGCCUACGCCUGAUACACAAUGGAAGAAAGUCACGUCCGCAAGACGAUUCGUCAUUCCGCCUCCACGAGCCGCGCCAAGUGUGGAAGCACCCGUGAAGGCCACAGAGGAGGAACAUGAAACGCAAACCACCAAUGUGCUUUCACAAGAGACACCGCGACCAAAGCCGCGGCGGAAGUGGGAACGCGUUGAAAGCAUACAAGACUCGUCACAGUCCAGCGCAGCGGCCACCCAGGAAGACCUCCACGGCGAAAGCUCGACCAGGAUUCCUCCGAAGAAAUGCUCUUCGCGCCUUCAAACCACAAGCGCCGCCGCAUCUCCCCACUCGGCUCGUCCUCGCAUCCCCAAGCCCCAACGCCGCAAACACCCCUCCCUCAAACAUCCCAUCGCUUCAAAGCCCCCCCCAUACCACGCACCCCAGCCCCUUCUCUCCCUAACACAUCCAAAUACCCUGCUCAAACCUCACCACCACCAACGGCCCCAAUUCAUCCUCCCACCCCACCCAACCUCGCCUCCCAAACCCUCCAAACCCCUCCCCGAAAUCUUCUCUCCUUCGCGCAAAUCCGCGAAAUACAUCCCCGACGGUCUCGCUUCCACAAUGACGACCUGGAUCAUCGAGGCGGCGAAUGCAGGGUUUGCGGCCCAGGAGCGAAGUGCUGGUGGCAGUGUGGUGUGGGGGCGCGAGAGGGAGGAUGGAGUCAAGUUGCGUGUGAGGGUUAGGGAGGUGGGAGGUGCAGCUGUGGAUGCCGGUGGGGAUGGGGGUGCAAGUAGUGUCGAGUGUUUUCCGGGUGGAAUCGUCUUUGUAACGGGGGAGUUGGUGGAUGAGCGGUCCAAUACUUCGAAGUCUGGCAGCGUGCGUCAUGAAGACAGCCUCGUGGGGCUUUUGCUGGCUGGGGUCGGGGGAGCGAGGGGCAAGACGGGAGUCAAGCUGAGCAAAGGGGUGCUGCUGGGUAUACGGGCGCCGGCGUGGGAGAUUGACAUUGCUGGGGAAAUGUGGACGGUGGGCGUGGAUUGGAUGCUCCUUUGA
Plenodomus lingam JN3 is the source of this 1167-nucleotide messenger RNA. Lineage: Eukaryota; Fungi; Ascomycota; Dothideomycetes; Pleosporales; Leptosphaeriaceae. The record is from RefSeq and is a predicted model, not a curated record.